AUCGUUACGUUUCCUUCAUUGUCCGCCAUAUUUUACUUUACUUCGUCGUGACCGUGCGUGCGUGCGUCUAAUAUUGAGUCACAUCUCCAGAUCUUAGGCUUGAAACUGUGAAAACUGUUAAAACUGUGACAAUUAUGGGAGAUCGCAACAACCCCAUUAAGUUUGGACCUGCAUGGAUGCGUAACUUUGGCCAAAUAAGUCCUUCAGGAGGGGCUGCAAGCAACAAUCAAAACCCCACAAACUCGAGAGUAGUAACUACCACUGCACCUAACGGAUCCAUAGCGCCCACAGGUAGUGCGAGUUACUCAGAGGCAACAAAUGCUCAAGGCCAAUCUGAAGAAGGCGCAGCACAAGCUUCCGCUAUUCCCAGUACAACACCAACAACAAAUGCUGGCACUCCUGUCAACAAUGAAUUAAUAUUAGCUGAGAUGCGGUAUGGAAGGGAAGAGAUGCUAGCUCUGUAUGAAAGAACCACAGAGGCACCUGAACAAUUAAAAUACUUUGAUCAGUUAUAUCAACAAAGGCGAAAGCCACCUGUUGCUUUAAAUAACACCUUUCAAGAAGAAAUGCAACGUGAGAAUACCAGAGGAGCCAAACCUGCUACUACCAGUCGUAACUUGAACCGUGCUUCUCCCAAUGAGAAUCGUCGUACUCGCACACCUUUUCCACGGAAUGCAUCAUCUGGGAAGGGCAUAUUGUGGAAUAUGGCUCAAAAAAAUACAAGGCCCCCAAUUUAUCAAUCUCCAUUUGAGGCUAACACAGCUAUACCCUGGGGGGGGAGUAAUGUUAACACACCACAACCACUUCCGCCACCAAGACCUCACGUUGAGCAACAUGAAAGGUCUGGGACUAAAAUAUAUCGAAGACGUGUCAAUAAUAAUACUAAUUGGAGGCAGCAUUCGCGAGAGGAAGAUGAAUGGCGAUCCAGGAAUCGUCCUAAUGCUGAGCGUGAUUGGGGCGAAAGACCUGUUCAAGGGAAACAGUCAACAUGGAAUGCAAAUCGCAGUGGUUGGGUUGGGGCUGAAGCCAACAAUGAAGAAAGUCUCCCAGAAUGGGCCGUCGAAAAUGCUGUAGGAAGAACCGGAACUUUUGAUUCCACGGGAGCUUUUCAUGGUUACAGUAACGACGAUACGAACUUACCCAAGACUACUGAACCAUCUUCAUCGUUUCCCUUGGUACGUUCAUUAACUCACGGGAGUUUAUCGCACAACACAAAAACCCCUGCAAAUGGUUUUGAAGAGUGGUGGGCAUCAGAUAAAGCUAAAAAACUAUCUCCUAAUAAGUUUGAAGCGAAUGAUGUGAAGUUCAAACAGGCAUUAAAUAUGGGGCCAAGUGACGAUAAUAUUCCUACUAAAAUUAGCAAAGAGGAGAACAGACAAGAAGAAUGCAAUGUUAAAGCAGAAGAAGCAGAUAGAAGUGAAACACCGCAGGCAUCAACAUCUGCUCCGAAAGAUGAAGAAACUGCCAAUUUCUCUGAUGACAAAAAAGAAGCUAGUCUGAAGACAAAAUUUGUUGAGAGUAAAACUUUCGAUGCUUUGAUGCGGUCUGACAUUAACUUGGAGAAAGUUACUAAUGAUAGAGGAAACUUCCAGUCUGUUCUCAUCACUACUAACAAUACACUACGUCAGAAACAUCAGAAUAUUGUUGCUUCUAAUGACAAUACGCAAAGACAGCCUGGCAUGCCCAUCUUGCAAAGGAUGCACUCUUUGGCAAAUGAAGAUGAAGCCAAUUCCACAUCUAAAAAUCUUGUGGAAGAAAUGUUCAACUUAUCUGUUGAUGAUUCAAAACCAUCAACAUCAAGUACUACAUCCACAAAUGCAAAUACUUCUGGCAACCCAACAGAUCUUCAAGUGCCCACGCAAAUGCCAAGUAGCAGCGUACCAAUAUCACCUAGACUAUCCAUGGGUGGUGUGCAAACUGGCGGCAUACAACCUGGUGGCAUACCAGCUGGCGGCAUGCAAGUUGGGAUCUUGCAAGUUGCGGGUAUCCAAGGAAUACAGGCAGGCGGUAUACAAACUGGCGGAAUGCAAGGCGGCAACAGUGGCAACAUUCAAGGUGGCGGGUUGCAAGGCGGCGGCAUGCAAGGUGGAGGCGUACCAGCUGGUAACAUGCAAGCCAGCGGUAUGCAAGGCGGCGGCAUGCAAGCUGGCAAUAUGCAAGCCGGCGGUAUGCAAGCUGGCAAUAUGCACGUCGGUGGUAUGCAAGGCAUGCAAGCCGCCGGCAUGCAUUACCAUGCAGGCAUCGGGCGUGGAGGGUAUGAAGCUUUAGGGAUGCAACCGCAUGCCAUGCAGCCGGGCGCAAUGCACUUCGCUGGUAUUCAUCCUGGUCAAUUACACACAAGUGGAAUGCAAACAGCACAAGCCAUACAACAGAGCUUACUGCAACAAGCCGGAUUACAAUCAGCUGCUAUCCAAGGAGGGAUGCAACCAGGAGAACUGCAAUCAAGUAUGUUGCAAUCUGGAAGAGAUGCAAAUGCAAUGCAAGGAGCAAUACAGGCAAUGCAAGCAGCUAGAAUGGGAUCCGCCUUGCAAAACGUUGGAGUACAAAAUCAAGCCUUGAAUACUGCAAUGGGACUCCCCACAUCAGGAAAUGGACAAGUCAUACCGAUGCCAGGAGUGUCAAGACCGAUGAUGCAAAAUCCUAUUAUAAUGGGCUUGGGCGCAGAUAUACAGCAAAAUCCUUCCAUGAUGUCAGCUUACCACCAACAAAGUGGCUUAUCCAUGAUGGGUAGUUCGAAUGUACACAAUUCUUCACUGUUUAUGGGGCAGGCUAAUAAUUCAAUGCAAGCAAACGAGAUGCAUAGAAUGCGCGCAGACCUAUAUCAAACCGGACAACAGCAAGGACCAUAUGGCUCUAUGUACGGCCAACCACCUCAAAACAUGAAUGUUCUUGACCAGUGGUACUAUGAAGAUCCCCAGUACAAUGUUCAUGGUCCAUUCUCAUCAAAGGAUAUGUACAAUUGGUACAAAGCAGGCUUUUUCAACUCUAACUUGAUGAUACGUCGAGCCUGUGACGUAAACAUGCGUCGACUUGGCUCCUAUGGCCCUAUGGCUUUUGGUGCCCCUAUUGACCUGCUGCCUCCGUACCCGGGGCAAGGUGGCUAUGAUCGCCGAUCUCAUGGUCAGCACGAAUUACUCAACCAAAAGGGACUUGGGUUAGAGGAAAGCCUAUGGCGUCAGAGUGCUCAGUCCCCGGAGAUGCUGUGGAUGCCUCAGUCUGUGGACGCUACUAACGAGUCUCGAGUUAAUAACUUACCAAUGCAGUUUUGGGACACGGAGCCUUCCGCUCUAACUUCUAAGUCUCUAUUGCCCGAAAAAAUAUAUGAGAAAAUAAAUGCUAGAGACCAAAUGCCAGUGCAGCUCAGGGCAUCACAAAGCGUUAACACUUCACAAGCAUUGCCAUCGGCAAGCAUUAAAUCGUCAGGAUCGGCUACGAGUGGUGGUUCUAAACCUAAAAGUUGCUCCAGUAUUUUAGAGAAGUUGAUCCCAAAUUUAGAAGAGAUUCAAAAAAUAUUAAAAGAGAGAUGGCUAGUUACUAUAGAACCAAUUCAGAUUAAACGUACAGAGGACAACGUUGAGCCCUCCGCCUUAACCUCUAAAUCUAUAUUGCCCGAGAAAAUAGACAAGGAUGUGAAAUCGGAAGAUCAAGUGCCAGUACAGUUAAUGCCUUUAGUAAACAAUCAAUCCUCUGUUUCAACAACAAGCAGUGACUCACAGUCGGAAGUUUAUCCAAACAUACACGACAGGGCGACACCCAACUUGGAGGAAAUCCAAAAUCUAUUACAAAUAAAAUGGCUUGUGAAUGUCCCGUCUUCCUCCAGUAAAAGUACCGAGGAAAAUGAGGAACUAGAGGUAAAGGCUGAUCAUGUUACAAAAGAGGAAGAACCAUCCGGUGAUAGCAGUAACGAGAAGCAAGAACAGCAGAAUAAUAACAAGUCUGUUGAGACAAAAGCUUUAAAGAAUACUAAACUAGAGAAUGAUAAAUUGGUUAAGGGUAAGGCCACAAAGACUAAGACUAAAAAAAUAAAGUUGGGCAAAAAGGAUGAAGUGGUUGAAACGAAGGCCAAAGAAGAUGUUGUUAAAGCGGAGACCAAAAAGUCGGAUGAGUCCUCGCUGUCCAAAAACAAAAAAGAAGAGAAACAAAGCAGAAAAGAAGUAGACAAGGAAGGAAAGGACAUUAAAGAGGGGACUGCGAUGAAAGAAGAAAAAGGAUCCGAUAAGGGAGUAUCUAAGGAUUCCAAGAAAAAAGAAAACUCAAAAGGUCUCGAUGUUGCGGAGUGCAUUAGGAAAGAAGUUGCCGCCGACGACAAGAAGGGGAAAAAGUGUGCCGAGAAACCGGUGAAUGACAAAAAGCAACAGCAAGAAACACAGCCGGCAGUGGAAAUUGUUCAGUCAGCUAAGAAGACUCCGUGGUCGGAUGCGGCGUCUGUACAGACGCAAUCUGCCAACAACUACAGCAUGACUUUGACUAAUAUACAGCGACUCGAGAGAGAGAAGAAAAUGGAAGAAAUUAAAAUGCAGCAGCGAAUGAUCCAAAUCAUUGCCUCCCAACAGGCCGAGACAAUCGCUAGGGAAAAGAUAAUGCAAGCUCGUCUCCAUUGGGCUAAGACGCGGCCCUCUUCUAAUGUGGUUCCACAAAUGAUUGACAUACAGGCUGAGGCUCGUAUGCAAGCAGCGGCGGAGUCAUCGGCCGCGAUGGCCCACGCCUUGGAUGAUCCUGAAGCACUACUCCCUCCCAUUCCUAACACCCCUUGGGCCACAUCGGGCAAAACCGAUCCGCCUGCCCCUAUCGGCUUCUGGGAUGCUCACCCUAAUGGUAAGGCGGGUGAUAAACCUCAAGAGUCGCAGAAAGGUGAAGAGACAAACACGCCGACUAAGAAAAAGGCUCCCACUCCUGUUAACACACAAAAGGAAGAGUCGCCUGCUGUUCUGGAGUUCGAUUCCUGGUGUAAAAAUGUCUUAAUGACGUGGGACAAAGCAGUGGAUGUAUCGACCUUCGUCAGCUUCCUUAAAGAUAUCGAGUCACCGUACGAUGUCAAAGACUAUGUCAAGUUUUACUUAGGAGAGUCGAAAGAUGCCAAUGAUUUUGCUCGUCACUUUUUAGAGAAAAGGUCCAAGUUACUUCGUGUGGGUACUGUUACGCCUUCGGACGAUCUUUGCUCCCCGGCAAUGGCUAUAAACCCUCGCAUGUCUCUUUCGGGUUACCAAGAAUUAAAGGGCAAGGGCAAAAAGGCGAAAAAGAAUAAGAUGUUAAAAGUGGAUUCGCGCAUUCUUGGUUUUUCCGUAACAGCUGCCGAGGACCGGAUUAAUGUUGGUGAUAUUGAUACUGCCUGAACGCCUACUGUGUUCAAUGUGUUCCACACUUCGAGCUUUCAACAGAAACCGCUGUAAACACGACGGAAGUAUUUAUAUUGUUUUUAAUUUAAUUUUUUUACGUAAGAUGAAUGUUUUUAUGUUUUUGGCCACUCGAAAGUGAGAUGCGCUGCCCAGUACGCACAAUACCGACGCUCCCGCGUGUCUUACGCCUCCGCCACCCACUCUUCCCUCUCUCCCAUCCCUGCCACUGCACCUUCUCUCCCUCUCAACCCUGCCCCUUGCCUACCUCCCAUCCAUGCCCAUUAACUCUCACCCAUCCCUGCCCCAUCUUUUCCUACCAUCACUGCUCCUUUCCUCCCUCCUUCCACAACCCUCCCCUUUCCCUCUCUCCGUCUUACCAUACCGAACGUCGUGUUCUGCACAGCGUCUCCUGCGAAGUUCCGCGCCGAUGGCAAGUUUUAAAACUAUAUGUAAUACAUUAUAAUUCAUACUUGAUGCAUUAGAAUGAUAUUUUUUUAUUUAGAUUUUAAUAUGUGUUAUUUAUUGUAGAAAUGACUUUUUAUUAUUCAAACAUUGUGAUGUCCACGAUAUUAUUAUAGGUGUACCAGUGUCUGUUGGCAUAGAAUGAUGAUUAAAUUGAAUGAAAUAUAUUUUAAGGUAAAACUGAUUACGGUGGAUAGAAAUGGAACAUUAUAAUAAUUGUGAUUUAAGAUGUGGUAGACCUAUACAUGAUAAUGGUAAUAUGAAUUAAAUAUUGAUUAAUUUUGAUUUUUACAUUCAAAUUAUAUAUGCUAUAGUUUUCAUAUUUUUUAAAAUGUCAAAGAUAUUAUAAUGAAAUUAUAUGUCCUCUGUGUGUUUUAAACUCUGCAUGUUUUAAUUUUAAGUGUGUUAGGUGUCCAAUUAAUUUUUAUUAAAUUUAAAACAUUAAUUUUAAUUGAUACUAGUCACCACGAAGAUCAAUAACAAACUAUUAUAUGAAAUAUUUGAAACUAAAUUCAUGAAAUGACAGACUCUAUAAUUUAUAUUUUUAUCUUUACAACAGUUUUUGGCUCUAAGGUAAUUCAAAUGAAACUUGUUCAAUCUUAGCGUAAGUGUUUUAGACAAGACUUUACUCUAAAUGUGUAGAUUUUAGAUUCAAUUUGCAUUGCACAUUUUCAUUAAUAUACCAUUGUCUUUGACUAAAAGUUUAUUCAGUAAUGUCAAGCGAUCAAACCCAGUCUUAAUAAGACGGUUUACGCUGUCAUAUCGAAGUUAAGCAAUAUAUAAAAAUAUAGAAAAUAGUAAGGUUAUUGGUAAAACCAACACUAUAUUUUUGGUUUCUUCGUUGGUCAAAGUCGCGAAUGAAAUUUAAUUGUAAUAAAGUGUUUAGGCAAUAAUAAGUUACGUAUAUAAUGACAAGUGUAUGUUUAUUUUUUUGUGUCGUUCGCUUUCGAAACGGUUUUUCUAUUCAUGAAAUGUUUCGUCCUUUUUUGAUUUUAAUAUGUGCCACAAGUAUGUUCGCCUUUUUGGCCAAUUUAUUUCUAAAUUAGAAUACGAUGUCCAGAUAUUUGAAACUAAGUUUUGUUGAUAUGUUUAUUAAUUUAUGUCUAGUGUAUAGUACUUUAUCUCCCGAAGCUACAGCGCUUUAAUAGUGGUAUAAUUCUUUUAAAUAAUUUAACGACCACCACCAAUGUGCUUGCAUCGACCUGUGCGAUGUUCACAGCAGUUGAAAUUGACAAAUGUAAUCGUGUUGAGGCGCUAUGAAUGUGUGUAUUUUGACGACUCAUUAUCAACUUGCCCUUAUGCCUACGACGGGUCGGCACAGUAUUUGCUGUUCUUCCAUACAUUUCUUUCAGUUGAAUCUAUCAAAUCUUAAUCCACUCACUUUUUAAGCAUAUGCUCUUUCACUCAAUCCAUCCAUACUUUCUUCGGUCUUUUAAAUUUGAAUGAUUAGCCGACGACGUUAUAUAGCCAUGGCUUGUACCAUGCAGGGAUUCGAUGUAAAGGUUGAUAAUGUCAAUUAGUAGUGGCCAAUAUACAGCAGUGGGCUUAAUGUGGCUGAUCACAACAAUAAAUAAUAAGUAAAACUAUGUUUUUGCUUAAUAAAGUAAGGUUACAUGUUUUAGGUUACCACAAGUAAAGCGCAUGUAACUUCGUAAGAUGAAAAUGCUAAAAUAGUUUUGAUGUGUGCACUGUAAAUAAUAAAUUAAACAAGACUACUCCUAGUAUCUUUUGAUGUUAGUCUUUUUAUGAAUAUUAUACGGAAAGAUUUGUUUUAGAAUCGUUACUAUUACUUUAAUGUGGUUAUAAUUCAUGUGUUGGAUGUUUAUUGAACACAAAUAGUUUAUAUGUCAUUUGCAUUUUUUAAAUCUCUAGUGAUUAAUAGCCCGCGUGAUUUUUUUUAAUAUUUAAGGUUGCAAUAAAGCAAGCUACACACCUUUAACUCAACACUGAUUGUUCAGUUAAAACGUACGUGUGUAAAUGUACGUAUAAAACGGAAUUGUACAGUUUAUUUUGCCGUUAUAAUUUUCCCUACACACAUACGAUUUAACUGAGCAAUGUGACUAGUAGGUCAAACUUGUUAUAACUAAAGAGGUGUAGCGGGUUUAAAGAAAUUGUUGAAUAUUGUUAGCACAUGUUUAUGUACAAGCAAAAAUUUGAGUAUUUUGGUGUCAAAUAUGAUUUAAUACUUUAACUGUUCCUAACAUAUUUACGGUUCCGCCAAAGGAGUUUAAUGAGCGUUACCUCCGAUAAAAAUGUUACCCCUUAGUUAGGAAAUACACGCAUUUUUUAACUUACCAGAAAGACUACAGUGGAAAUCUACCUGUGUAGAUUACAUUGUAACUGUUUAUUUGUACAGUUCUCAGUUCAAGUAACACACAGUUCAGUUUAGCCUGUGAAGUUAAAACCGAAGAUUUCUAGCUGACUCUAAAUAGUCUCUAAACAUGUAUGGACAGUUAAAGUAUUGAUUAUUUAGUAGGCCUCCUUGGACAACAGGUUAACAUUUAACAGCUCGUUCCCACUUUUCUGAUGAAUGCGUUAUAGUAUAUUUUUAAUAUUUCAUUCACAUUUCACCCACACUAGUUUUUGCCGGAAACGACGCUAAUUCCAAGUCCUAUCGAUUGGCUAAAAUUUUGUUGGAAGCUACACAGUAGUAGUAUUUCAAAUAAAAAACUUUGCGAAAAUCAAGAUGACUUUUGAGAUCGAUCGGAACAUCGAUCAUUCGUUAUUGAGACCCACCUUUAAUGAUACUAUCUUUGUUUGGGUCGGACAACGAGUGUGAACAGAGGCACCGUCAUCCAAAACUUGGGAACGAGCUCGAGAAAAACUUAAGCCAGGAUGUGCUCAACUUUUUCUAUGUUAACCUUGUCACUAUGGAGUAUAAAUAUUUUAUGUUUAGGAGACAAUUUUUUCAUUCAAUUUUAUAUUCUUGCAACCUUAAAUGUUUUACCUGACUGGGAAUGACAACGGGAUACAUUUACAGUCAGGUAAAAAUGUUGUCGCCAUACGAGUAGUUACUUUAUAUUUAUUGAAACAUGUUAAAACAAUUUGUGAAUUGACUACUUGUAAAUAUUAGACUUAAAUAAAAUAGUUGGUUAUUGGGUA
Papilio polytes (common Mormon) is the source of this 8900-nucleotide messenger RNA. RefSeq names its product PERQ amino acid-rich with GYF domain-containing protein 2 (gene Gyf). The record is from RefSeq and is a predicted model, not a curated record. NCBI's taxonomy places the organism in Eukaryota, Metazoa, Arthropoda, Insecta, Lepidoptera, Papilionidae. The coding region runs from base 135 to 5333 and encodes 1732 amino acids. Gene Ontology annotation, molecular function: protein binding. The transcript is spliced from 28 exons.